CAAAAAGAACUGUCUAUUUAACGAGAUCACGCUUUGAUUCUUUUUCCCUCUUUAUUUAUUAUUAACACUCUCCCUACUUAGUAACCUAAAACAAAUCUCUCUCUCUCUCUCAGAUCCAAAAUCAAUCAAUCUCAAAAUGCGCAAAUCCAACGUCCUCUCUCUAACCCUAAUCCUAAUCCUCCUCCUCGUCCUCCUCCAUCAAUCCCCAUUCCUCUCUGCCGGCGAUGACCUCGCCGACCUCGACGAGCUCCUCUCCAUCGACGAAGAAUUAGAAUCUGAAACCAACACAGAAGCUCUCAAACCCUCAGAAGCCGAGAUCUUGAAGCGAGCUCAAAGAGUCGUUCUCGGUCUCAACAACGAGAACGCCAAGAAAGUGAUUAAUGAAAAUGAGUUGGUUCUUGUUUUGGGGUACACUCCUUGGUGCCCUAGGAGUGCUGAGCUGAUGCCGAGGUUUGCGGAGGCGGCGAUGAGGUUGAAGGAGAUGGGGAGUGAGGUUUUGAUGGCGAAGAUUGAUGCGGAGAGGUAUGUGAAGGCGGCCGGGGAGUUGGGGAUUCGAGGGUAUCCGACGAUGAUUCUGUUUGUUAAUGGGACUGGGAGGAGUUAUACUGGUGGAUUUACUGGGGAUGAAAUAGUGAUAUGGGCAAGAAAGAAAACUGGUCAUCCUAUUAUGAGGCUAUCUUCAACAACUACUGCUGAAGACUUUGUCAAAGGGUAUGAGAUAUAUGUUGUUGGUCUCUUUGAGGAGUAUGAGGGAACUGAAUAUGAAGAAUUUGUAAAAGCUGCAACUACUGAUAAUGAUAUCCAAUUUGUUGAGACCAAGGAUUUGACCAUUGCUAAAAUUCUUUUCCCAAACAUAGGAGCUGAAGAGCAUUUCCUAGGCCUUGUCAAAAGUGAACCUGAGAGGUUUGAGAAAUUUGAGGAUAGCUUUCAGGAAGAGAAAAUUUUGCAAUUUGUGGAAUAUAACAAGUUUGCUUUAGUUACUACCUUGACAGAACUUAAUUCUGCCAGAGUCUACUCAAGCCCUAUGAAACUUCAGGUUUUCAUUUUUGCGGAGGCUGAUGAUUUCAAGCCCCAGCAGUUGCUAAUUCAGAAUGUUGCAAGAAAAUAUAAGUCAAAGAUAAUGUUCGUAUAUGUGGAUUCUUCUGAAGACAACCUUGCAAAACCUUUUCUAACUUUAUUUGGCCUGGAACCAGAAGAGCCUAUUGUGACUGCAUUUGAUAACAGGAUUGGUUCCAAGUAUCUGUUGGAGUCAGAUAUUACACCAACCAAUUUAGAAGGAUUUUGCUCGGGGUUACUACAAGGCACUCUUGCACCAUACUUCAAGUCAGAACCAAUUCCAGAUGCAGGUGGAUUGAUUGAAAAAGUUGUUGGCAGGACAUUUGAUGCAUCUGUUAUGAACAGUCCUGAGAAUGUUUUUCUUGAGGUGUAUACUCCAUGGUGUAUGGAUUGCGAGACCACUAGCAAGCAAAUCGCGAAGCUGGCCAAGCAUUUUGAAGGCCAGAAAAAUCUAAAAUUUGGAAGAAUAGAUUUUUCUCUCAAUGAACAUCCAAAAUUGCAGAUAGAUAAUUUUCCGGCUCUCCUUUUUUAUCCUGUUGGGGAUAAAUCAAAUCCGAUCAAAAUUUCCAAGAAAUUGAAUUUGAAGGAGUUGGCGGCCUUCAUUAAAGAAAAUAUGAGAUCAGAAGUCAACAAUGGAGUCUCAAGUAAAGAUCGAACAAAGGAUGAACUAUAAGUGUCAUUAUCGGGACAAAGAGUCUCAAGUAAAAGAUCAAACCAAGGAUGAACUAUGAGCGUCAUUAUCGUGAUACAGGAGUGAGUCAUGAAGAUUCAAACAAUUCUCGUGACCAUAAAAUUGCGAGGAUUUGACUCCCAAUGUCAAUUGUCCUUCAGAGGUUCAGACUUUACAAAUUUUUCCAAUGAUAAUUUAUAAUCAACAAUUAUCAAUUGGUAUAAAGGUCAUAGUAUUGUUAGAAAGAGAUGUAACCAAGUUGUAACUUUUUAGUGUAAAAUGGAAUCAACUAUACUUAUCUAUAGCUGCAGAACUGCGACUGCGUCGGUGUUGCUGUUGAAAUGGAUGGUAGGAUUGAUUAUUCAUCAUCCUUGGAUACUGCAAAUCUGAUUCCGGGAUGGUCUAGCUGUGUUUCUUUCUCAAAUAAAUAAGAGCAAACACUUGUUAAUGUUACCAA
Molecule: messenger RNA, 2183 nt
Organism: Asparagus officinalis (garden asparagus)
Lineage: Eukaryota; Viridiplantae; Streptophyta; Magnoliopsida; Asparagales; Asparagaceae
Product: protein disulfide isomerase-like 1-5
Exons: 12
Coding region: 137-1729 (530 amino acids)
Biological process (GO): response to endoplasmic reticulum stress; protein folding
Cellular component (GO): endoplasmic reticulum
Molecular function (GO): protein disulfide isomerase activity
Source: RefSeq, a predicted model, not a curated record